GAAAUACGGGUGGAAAGAAAUAGCACGCCGGCUGCUCCCGUCGAACUUGGGUCUCAUUUCAAAUAACUUCGUCUUGUAUAUAUAGGUUACUACGUAAGGUGUGGGAGGCACUUAUUUCACCUACUAUGUAGUGCACCUUUUAAGGGAGGAGGGGAGAAUUUGGGAUUCGGACUUUAGGGACGCGAGACAAACACCAGGGAGAAUAAACACUGGCCUUAUUUUGAUUUUAUAGCGAUUAAGUUUAAAGUUUGAUUUGUCUCACAUAUUACAUUUUAGGGGGAAAUAUUUUAAACCGCGUCGCCUUUUUUCCCCUAAAAUGGCGCCAACGAUUCAAACUCAAGCUCAGCGCGAGGACGGGCAUCGGAGCUCAUCACACAGAACCGUCCCUGAGAGGUCCGGUGUUGUGUGCCGAGUUAAAUACUGUAACAGCCUUCCUGAUAUCCCAUUCGACCCCAAGUUCAUCACGUAUCCCUUUGACCAACACAGAUUUGUGCAGUAUAAAGCCACCUCACUCGAAAAACAACACAAGCAUGAACUGCUCACAGAGCCCGACCUGGGAGUGACCAUUGAUCUCAUCAACCCUGAUACCUACCGCAUUGACCCUAACAUUUUGCUAGAUCCUGCGGAUGAGAAGCUUCUAGAAGAGGAGAUUCAGGCACCCACUAGCUCCAAAAGGUCUCAACAGCAUGCGAAGGUGGUUCCAUGGAUGAGGAAGACAGAGUACAUCUCCACAGAGUUUAACCGAUAUGGUGUGUCGAACGACAAAGUGGAGGUCAAGAUCGGUGUGUCCGUGAAGCAGCAGUUCACAGAAGAGGAGAUCUACAAGGACAGAGACAGUCAGAUCGCUGCCAUCGAAAAGACCUUCGAGGAUGCCCAGAAAAAUAUUACGCAGCACUACAGCAAACCAAGAGUUACACCUGUGGAGGUGUUGCCCGUCUUCCCUGACUUUAAGAUGUGGAUAAAUCCAUGUGCGCAGGUCAUCUUCGACUCUGACCCUGCUCCUAAAGAUGUCUCCAGCUCUGCAGGUGUAGAAAUGAUGUCACAGGCUAUGAUCAGAGGAAUGAUGGACGAGGAAGGGAACCAGUUUGUGGCGUACUUCCUGCCCAACGAGGAUACGCUGCGCAAGCGGAAAAGAGACGUGGAGGAGGAACUGGACUACAUGCCUGAGGAGCUAUACGACUAUAAGAUAGCAAGAGAGUACAACUGGAACGUGAAGAACAAAGCCAGCAAAGGCUACGAGGAGAACUACUUCUUCAUCUUCCGAGACGGAGACGGAGUAUACUACAAUGAACUUGAGACCAGAGUGCGUUUAAGUAAGAGGCGUGCAAAGGCCGGGGCUCAGUCCACCACCAACGCUGUGCUGGUCUGCAAACACAGAGAUAUGAACGAGAAAGAGCUGGAAGCACAGGAGGCUCGCAGGGCUCAGCUGGAGAACCACGAGCCGGAGGAUGAGGAGGAAGACAUGGAUGUGGACAAAGACACCCAGGACUCUGGCGACGAGAAAGAGAAAGGCAGCGAGAGCGAGAACUCGGACAGCGGCUCCGACCGGGACGAAGAGGACGAUCGGCGCGGCGACAACGAGGAAGAGGAGGAUGAAGAUGAGGAAGAAGAGGGUAGGAAGGCGAGCGGGAGCGAGAGCGGAGAGGACCGGCAGGCUCGUGACGAGGAGGAGAUCUUCGGCAGUGACGACGACAGCGAAGAAGAGGACGAGGGCGGAGCACGGAGGAGGAGAAGCAGCGGGAGCGAGGACGAGGACGCAGAGGAAGAGGGAGGAAGGGCAAGCGGCAGUGCCUCACCUGCUCACAGCAGCAGCGGCCAAUCAGAAGGAGGGGGCGGGCAAAGUGGCAGCGACAGGGGGUCGGACUCCAGUGACGGCAGCGACAGCGAAUGAGGCGACAACAGAAAGAAAAAAAUACAACCGCCAUCGUGACUGGAGUUUGCUCAUGCUCUGCUUCUCAUACUCAACUGCUCACCCUCUGCAGUAUACUACACUUUUCAUACUGCUGUUCAUUAUAGGAAAGAGAUCUUUCCUUCUUUUAUUUACCUAGCCAUCUUUCCUGCUCCAACACUUCUUGGUAUACUGUUCUGUUAGAAUAAAUUCUAACACAAGCUUAACAGUAAAUGUUUCUCAAGUCCUGUUCUCUGUAACUGAGAGACUAUUAAUCACAAUCCAUUGUGUUUGUCUGGUGGGAGUCGGUUUAUAAAUGAUUGUGAUAUAUACAUACCCUGUGACAUGUUCCAAGUGUCCCAUUCCUUCACUCCUUGUCUCCUUCUCCUUCCUUCACUCAUUGUCUGUCUCAUUAGAAUAACCUCUUCAAGGGUAGAUGAGGUAACUAGCAGAAAAAAUGCUCACCCAUAAAUCUGCUUGAAUACAGCAUUUACACUUAAUAUGGCCUUCUCUAUCUAAAGACUUGACGCUUCUCUGUCACAGCUGGAGCAGAUGUUGAUGCUCAGAACAGAUCUUAACCUUUAUAAGUCCAAACUAAUAUAAAUAUUCACAUCAACAAGAUCUGUCCAUAGAUCCUCUUCGUCCACAAAUCUAUUUCACUAUAGUACCAUGAGGCUUUUUUUCUAUUUCUUUAUUAUGAUCCAAAGAUCAUGUUAAAAUUUAGGUACCUUUUGUUGUUGUUUUUGUUUUAAUAGCUUCAGGAAGUAAAGUCUCCUCACUUUAUCAUUCUGCUGUAUAAACUGCUGUAAAUAAAGAACAAGUUCUUUUGU
Hemibagrus wyckioides is the source of this 2718-nucleotide messenger RNA. RefSeq names its product PAF1 homolog, Paf1/RNA polymerase II complex component (gene paf1). Lineage: Eukaryota; Metazoa; Chordata; Actinopteri; Siluriformes; Bagridae. Gene Ontology annotation, biological process: transcription elongation by RNA polymerase II. The record is from RefSeq and is a predicted model, not a curated record. The coding region runs from base 317 to 1891 and encodes 524 amino acids. The transcript has 14 exons. Gene Ontology annotation, cellular component: Cdc73/Paf1 complex. Gene Ontology annotation, molecular function: RNA polymerase II complex binding; chromatin binding.